This is a messenger RNA of Rosa chinensis, 907 nucleotides long. RefSeq lists its product as uncharacterized. The transcript has 5 exons. The record is from RefSeq and is a predicted model, not a curated record. The coding region runs from base 56 to 610 and encodes 184 amino acids. Lineage: Eukaryota; Viridiplantae; Streptophyta; Magnoliopsida; Rosales; Rosaceae.
AUUCCUCUGCUAUUCUCUGUUCUAAAUUUCAAGCUGUUCUACAUUUCAAGAGACUAUGGCUCUUCGUUCUGUGCUUGGAAAGAUGGCGAAUACUAUGACUAGUAGUAAAUGUAUUCACAAAAAUGGACGUCUAGUUUUGAGGAUUGGGAGAUUUGAAGCUAUCAACCACAACCCCAAUCACAGUAACAAAAAUAAGGAUGCGCCUUCGAUGGAUGAUCGUCUUACUUCUUAUCUGUUUGAAAUGGGGUGUUAUGAUGAAAAUGGGGUUCGAAUUCCAAUGACUGUUAAUAGGGGGAUUGAUUAUCAUAUGGAUUUAGGGGGAAUAGGACCUGCCCGUUUUUCUGUGGAAGAGUUCAACAAGCGAAAGAAAACCCAACUGCAACUUGUGAGAGUGCAGAGAACCUGGAUGAAGCCGCUGUAUCAUCAUAGAUGUAUGUAUGAACUAAUAUUGGAUGCAGUUGAUGCCGCUGGUGUGGUGAACUUUUACCUAGCAUAUGUUGAGAUAGAUGAUAUAAAUGAGGGCAUGUGGUUGGAAGAAUUCAAUAUUUUCCGUGAUAAUGGAUACCCUGCAAGACUAUAUCAUCACCUAGACAACUUCUUUGUUGAAUGAUGCUCGAUUCAGAGGGGUGUAAUCAUUUGAUAUGCAGUGCAACUAUAACAGAGGUGUGAGGUGAAGGAGCUGCAAUACUGUCAGUCAUAGGGUUUCCUUGGCGGUUCAGGAUACCAUUUUGGAGAUCAACCCUUCGAUUAAUAGGAAAAUUUUAGUAACUUUGAUCUUAGAAACAUAGAAGAGAACAGAGCAUUUCGUUUUGUUGUGUUUAAGUUACAUGCAUGACAAUAUUUUUGUUUGGCAAUGCGUAAACCCAUGUAAGGCUUCUACUAGCACGAGAAGAAAUGUUGAACGCUA